Molecule: messenger RNA, 2759 nt
Organism: Durio zibethinus
Lineage: Eukaryota; Viridiplantae; Streptophyta; Magnoliopsida; Malvales; Malvaceae
Source: RefSeq, a predicted model, not a curated record
UUUCCUUUUACAAAUGCAUUUUCUUUUGCUUAAGUUUUUUCUCUUCUCUUACCUCGCCACGCCCUUUCCUUUUGCUCCUUCAAGUCUCAACGCCCAGAUAUCAUUAUUGUAUGUAUAAACAAAAGAAAAAAGAACGUAAAAAAAUCGAUAUUCAUAUCUUUGCUUUCUUACUCAUUUGAUCUUUUUUUUAUUCUCUCAUGUCUCAUCUCCCAGAUGUUAAAAGUUCCUUGCUUGAGACAACUAUAAAGAGAGAGGGAAAAGGAAGACCACUACAGUUGACAAAAAGAGAGAGGGAGCGGGGUGGUGAGCAAAAAUUACUUGAGGCAGUGAAGGGUUGCCUCAGAUCCAGGGAACUCUUUAAAUGAUAUCUGAAGAAAAGUACUAUCCUUUUUAGGGUUUUCCUGUGAUUCUUGGGACAUCACGCGUCUUGAGUUCUUUCUCAUGAGCCUUCUUUUUUUUUCCCCCCUUGAAGUCUUUCUUUUUAUGUUCGAGGAUAAAGGGUUGGUUUCAAAUUUGAUCUAAUUGUUGUUGUCUGAAAGUUCUAUUAUUAUUAUUAGUAUUAUUAUUAUUCUUUGGUUUGUGUGGAUAUUAAUUUGUUUCUCUGGUUCUUUCUGUCAUAACUGUUGUUGGUGGAGGUAGAUAAAGAAGAGUCCAAAGAAGAAAAAGUUGAAAAAUGCAUAAUCAAGGUUUAAAGUAACUAAUUUUGGGUAGUAGUUUCCACAAAUGGAAGUUUGAAUCCACUUGUAGUUGACCAGAUCUGAGAACCCAUUUCCCUUUCACUACCUUUUCUGGCUCACCCAUAAGUUGCAACCCCGAACUUCCAUCCUUUUUUUUGGACACCUUUGAGUUAAUUAAGGCAUGGGAAAUGGUUUUGUUAAAACCCACCAUUCAUAUUCUACUGUCAUUCUAUAAGUCAGAAGAAGGUAGUAGUUUCGUUGAACAAUGACAAGUUGUGUGUUUUUUGAGUGGUUGGGGAGUAACUUUUUCCGCUGCCCAGAUAGGGAUUUUGAUGGAGGAGAUGCGUCCGACAGUCACGGUGCCUUUUAGAUUAGGUAAUUCAGUCUGUCAAAACUCUACCUUUGCUACGUGUAUGGACAUCACAAGACUUAAGCUUAUGGCAAAUCCUGCUGGUUUUGUAACUGAUUCAGUAACCAAGACUACUAACCAGUCAGUUACUGGUGAAGAUAUGGGUUGUAACUGUGCUGACAUGGAGAUCAAGGAAAGUACUAUAAAGUUGCCACUGACAGAAGAGGUCCAGGAAGAAGGAGCUACCUCCUUAGAUAUUAUAUCUGAUAGUAAAGUUAGUUGGAUUGCUAGUAGUGAUGUUAUAUCCCAAGAAAGUGAAGAAGACGAUUCUUACUCUUUGGAAGGUGAUCGUGUUCUUGAUAUUGAUAGCUCUUGUUCAAUAUCAUUGGCAAGUGAGACUAGUAGCCUUUAUGGAGAAGAUUUCCUAGGUGUUGAUGCUACUUCUGAGAUAGGAACUCCUAUUUCAGUGGACAACGAGAAAAACAUUUGCUGUGUAGAUAUUAUUGCAAAGGCCACCAAGUUUUUGGAGUCAAACAUUGACACAGAGGUCGCAAGCGAUCCCCUUGCUGUGGCAAUAAGCCUUGGGGAAGAGAUUGGAGAUGGGUCUGAACAGAAGCCAUCUGCAGUGGUUCUUCAAUUGGCUUUCGAAAAGGAAACAAGUACAGCAGUUCCGGUUCCACGUAGUGUGUUUGAGGUGGAAUAUGUGCCUCUUUGGGGAUUUACCUCUAUAUGCGGAAGGAGACCUGAAAUGGAAGAUGCAGUUGCUGCUGUGCCUUGGUUUUUAAAUAUUCCAAUUCAGAUGCUAAUUGGUGAUCGGAUAUUUGAUGGCCUUAGCAGGGGCUUUGCUCAUCAGACUGCUCACUUCUUCGGGGUCUAUGAUGGUCAUGGAGGCUCACAGGUUGCAAACUACUGUCGGGAGCGUAUUCACCCUUUGUUAGCUGAGGAAAUAGACUUUGUUAAGGAAUGCUGGAGUAAUGCAAGCAUAAAAGGUAGUCGCCAUGAGCUGUGGAAAAAGGCAUUCACGAAUUGUUUUGUUAAAGUUGAUGCUGAGGUUGGAGGACAAAGUAGUCAAGAACCUGUUGCCCCAGAAACAGUUGGUUCUACUGCUGUUGUUGCUCUAAUUUGUUCUUCUCAUAUUAUUAUAGCAAACUGCGGAGAUUCAAGAGCUGUUCUAUGUCGUGGAAAAGAACCCAUGGCUUUGUCCGUGGAUCAUAAACCAAAUCGAGAAGAUGAAUAUGAAAGGAUUGAAGCUGCCGGAGGCAAGGUUAUCAGAUGGAAUGGGCAUCGAGUUUUUGGUGUUCUUGCAAUGUCAAGGUCCAUUGGUGAUAGAUAUUUGAAGCCAUGGAUCAUUCCAGAGCCUGAAGUAAUGUUCGUUCCAAGAGUGAAAGAAGAUGAAUGCCUUAUUUUGGCCAGUGAUGGUCUAUGGGAUGUUAUGACAAAUGAAGAAGCAUGUGACCUGGCCCGAAGACGAAUACUGCAAUGGCACAAAAAGAACGGUGCUACAUUGACUUCAGAAAGGGGUGAGACAAUUGAUCCUGCUGCUCAAGCCGCAGCAGAAUACCUUUCACACCGUGCUCUCCAGAAGGGAAGCAAGGACAAUAUCACUGUACUUGUGGUGGAUCUGAAGGCUCAAAGGAAGUUCAAGAGUAAGACAUGAUGGUCUCUCAACCGUCCUUGGGUCUUCAAUCUUGCCAUUUGACAUAAUUUCAUAUUGUUCAAUAUAGUUUUUCCAA